This is a messenger RNA of Rhipicephalus sanguineus (brown dog tick), 1278 nucleotides long. RefSeq names its product 60S ribosomal protein L3 (gene RpL3). The transcript is spliced from 8 exons. Lineage: Eukaryota; Metazoa; Arthropoda; Arachnida; Ixodida; Ixodidae. The coding region runs from base 21 to 1211 and encodes 396 amino acids. Gene Ontology annotation, molecular function: RNA binding; structural constituent of ribosome. The record is from RefSeq and is a predicted model, not a curated record. Gene Ontology annotation, cellular component: ribosome; cytosolic large ribosomal subunit. Gene Ontology annotation, biological process: ribosomal large subunit assembly; translation.
UUCAUCGGAUCGCCGCGAUCAUGUCUCAUCGCAAGUUUUCGGCGCCCCGUCAUGGGUCCAUGGGCUUCGUGCCCAAGAAGCGGAGUAAGCGCAUCCGCGGCAAGGUCAAGGCGUUCCCCAAGGACGACCCCACCAAGCCCAUCCACCUGACCGCCUUCCUGGGCUUCAAGGCCGGCAUGACACACAUUGUGCGCGAGGUCGACAAGCCCGGAUCGAAGGUGAACAAGAAGGAGGUGGUUGAGCCGGUGACCAUCUUGGAGACCCCGCCCAUGAUGAUCGUCGGCGUGGUGGGCUACAUCGAGACGCCCAAGGGGCUGCGCGCCUUCAAGACCAUCUGGGCCGAGCACCUGAGCGAGGAGUGCCGCCGUCGCUUCUACAAGAACUGGUACAAGUCCAAGAAGAAGGCGUUCACCAAGAGCUGCAAGCGCUGGCAGGAGGACGUAGGCCGCCAGGAGAUCGAGCGCGACUUCAAGAAGAUGAAGAAGUACUGCAAGGUGAUCCGCGUGCUGGCCCACACCCAGAUGAAGCUCAUGCACCGGCGCCAGAAGAAGGCCCACAUCAUGGAGAUUCAGGUGAACGGUGGCACCGUGGGCGCCAAGAUCAAAUGGGCCCGCGAGCACAUGGAGAAGCCCGUGCCAGUGUCCCAGGUGUUCUCCCAGGACGAGAUGAUUGACGUCAUCGGUGUGACCAAGGGCAAGGGCUUCAAGGGUGUGACCAGCCGAUGGCACACCAAGAAGCUGCCCCGCAAGACGCACAAGGGUCUGCGUAAGGUUGCCUGUAUCGGCGCGUGGCAUCCGAGCCGCGUCCAGUUCACCGUGGCCCGUGCCGGUCAGAAGGGUUUCCACCACCGCACGGAGAUCAACAAAAAGAUCUACCGCAUCGGCCAGGGUGUCCACAAGAAGGACGGCAAGCUGGUGAUCAACAACGCCGCCACAGACUACGACACCUCCAACAAGAGCAUCACUCCCAUGGGUGGCUUCCCCCACUACGGUGUGGUCAACUGUGACUACGUCAUGCUCAAGGGUUGCAUCAUGGGACCCAAGAAGAGGGUCAUCACGUUGCGCAAGUCUCUGCUGGUGCACACCAAGAGGACGGCGCUGGAGAAGAUCACGCUGAAGUUCAUCGACACAUCGUCCAAGUUCGGACACGGCCGCUUCCAGACUCCGGCCGAGAAGCACAACUUCAUGGGCCCACUGAAGAAGGACAAUUGAAGGAAGAAGGUGCUGCGUAAUGUUCUUUCUGGCUCAGUGGUGCAAUAAAUGUGCAUUUUGGAGUCUC